Cetraspora pellucida is the source of this 220-nucleotide messenger RNA. Lineage: Eukaryota; Fungi; Glomeromycota; Glomeromycetes; Diversisporales; Gigasporaceae. The record is from the annotation of a GenBank genome assembly.
AUGCAUUCCAAAAAGUCGGCUUCUUUUGUCUUGAUCGCAUUGGGCCUUAUUCUUGUUGGACUUAUUCUCUCGGCAUCUGCAGGUCCUGUGCUUAGAAGAAAUCCUUCUGCAAUCCAUCCGUCAAAACGUUUUUAUCGUGGUGGUUAUUAUCAUAACCCAUAUUAUUAUAAUUCUUACCGACCUUCUUAUUACCACGAUCAUCGCAACGAAUACGAUGACA